Molecule: messenger RNA, 2139 nt
Organism: Colletotrichum truncatum
Lineage: Eukaryota; Fungi; Ascomycota; Sordariomycetes; Glomerellales; Glomerellaceae
Source: RefSeq, a predicted model, not a curated record
AUGAACGACGAACUCAUCGAAGGGACUCAAUUCACUCAGGAGGACCAUCAAGCUGCCUACAUCUUCCGUCCGCAGGGGGAUGAAACCAGAACUGACCGGCCUGCAAAACGACGACGUGUAUCCAUAAAUGCUAUCAAUGAAGAGGCGAACGACACAGCCUUGACGAAAUUCUCUUCAUUGCUAAACGGAGGGGAGCUCGUCGAAUGCGUGCAGCUACGUGAGAAACUUUUCAAGGCUAGCUGGGCUAGGAUAGAGUCCAAAGUACAGAAAAUAUUGCGAGAUGCAAACUCGGCCACAUUAGACCAAGUGACUGCUUUUGUCCAAGAUAAAGCCGGUUCACAACACAAGAUCCCUGCAGCCUUUGUUAUCACUGGGCCAAAUAUUGCAUCCCAGGACUUGCUGUUCGAGCAGUUGUCAGAGACACUCCAAGAGAGCACUCGAAGCAAGUUUGUUAGACUUAAGUCGUCCGAGGCGCCCAAUCUCAAGGCGGCUCUCAAAAAGAUUAUUGAGGAUGCCACGUCUCGAGGGUCGCUUGACGAUGAGGACACGGAGGUAGCAUUUGGCCAAGACGGUCGAAAAUAUCUCAACUACGACCUGGCGGGAUUGUACGCUUUCUCAAAGACGCAGCGAUGCGACCACAUCUUUGUCGCGUUUCAGGAUAGUGAAGGCUUUGACAGCACGCUUCUGUCAGAUUUGAUUACUCUCUUUAACUCGUGGCGGCCUAGGAUCCCGUUUACGCUUCUAUUCGGUAUUGCGACGUCGGUAGAGCUCUUACAGGCUCGACUGCUCAAGUCCGCUUGCCAGCAUAUCUAUGGCGCUCAAUUUGACGUUGUACAGACUGGAACCAUACUCGAACAAAUCUUCAAACCUGCCAUUGCGGCCACGGAUACAGCCUUGAAUAUUGGUCCAACCUUAUUGCAGAAUCUCGUCGACAGGCAGCAUGACCAGGUUGCCAGCAUUCAGACCUUUGUCGCAUCCAUCAAGUACGCAUAUAUGUGCCAUUUUUAUGCCAACCCCCUUAGUGUCUUCUCUUCAGAGGAUGAUGAGAUGAACAGCGAACUCGUCCAGGAUAGUCACUUGGAGGCCUUUCGUUCUCUCCCUUCUUUCCAGCGCAAGGUCGAAAACGCCGUUGAAGCAAGGGAUCUGAAACUAGCAAGGUCGUUAUUAGAGAACGAUGACCUCCUGCGGGAAAUGAUUUUUGACAUUCCUGAGAAGAAACGGGCAUGGGCCACUAGCCUGCUUCGCUCGCUUAAGCUGAUCGAGGCCAUGGGGGUGGUCCAGGAGGACUUUUCUCAGAUGUACAUGAAAGCGGUGGCCGAAGGGAUCACCCUUUCGUCCGAGGGCUGGGACAUUGUUGAAAGCAUCAAGCGGAUGCAAGCGGAUGACUUUGUCUCAAUGUUACAACGUGUCCAAACAGCCGUAGCCUGCGGCGAUCACCAACUUUGCCUCACCGCAUGGGAAUCUGAGGCUGGGGACCUACCGACUCUUGUAAAUGCUUUUCUAGCUGAGUCAAAGGAGCUGGUCAAUAGGGCCCAGGAAGACGGAAACACCUUGCGGAGCGCGUAUAGCGGCCACAGCAGAGUGCUCCGCACAACCGUUGUUGCGCAAAAAGUGCAGCUAAGCCACGACUCGGCCGCUCUUUCCGACAACGACAAAGCCUUCACUAAAAUCAUCGACCAGGUUGCGGAGUUGUUCAAAGACGUCAUAAGGUGCGAGCCGGCCAUCGACAUUUUCCUGCACGAGACAUGGCUCUACGAUUCCAAGACACCCCACCGAGACGUUUUCGUCCCUCGGCCCCAGGAUGUAUUUGAGCGCAGCCUGAGACGACCACAGGACUACCUCGCCUGCUCGUGCUGCACUACUGGUGAGGGCCUUUCGACGACACUGCCUGCAACAUCGCUUCUAUAUCACCUCUACUUGGAAACCGGGAAUCUCAUCAAUGUCGCUGAUCUAUGGUCCGCUUUCUACGCCAUGGUGGGCAGCAGUGUCGGCGACGACGCUGCGGAAAGCGAUGGGAACGCCGAUGAGCGGGCGGCGUUGGUGCUCUUUUAUCGGGGCCUAGCCGAGCUAAAGGCCCUUGGCUUUGUCAAGAUGAGUAGAAAGAAGACGGACCACAUUGCCAAGCUCAAGUGGCUCUAA